UUGUUGCAGUGGUAGUGUGCGAGCUUGCUGACCGAAAAGUGGAAUCCGGUCACCUGUGUUCGUGGAGUCUCAGCCGCCGACGAUCUCAGGGCUGGUUCCCGUCCCUUCGGAGCCCCGGAGGCCAAACUGGGAUUACAAUUUUAAGGUUUCCUAGAGGGCGAAAGAUAAGGAGCCGACCUUCCCCCCCCCCCCCCCCCGGUGUCUGCUGCGGGAGUGGCCAACCCCUACCCGAGUUAAAACUCCCGGGGAGUCUUCGCUGUUCCCACCUCCGCUUCUCCCGCCACGCUCCCACUUGGGGUUCCCCCCACCAGGGCCGCGAGUCGCCGCGGUCGCCGCAGCUUGGCUGGGGGCUGGAUGUGCGCCCCCGCGGAUUCCCGGGAAUCUGGAAGCGGCCGCUGAGCCGCGGCGCGGGCGGAAAGUUCGUAUCCGCCCCGUGCAGCCUCACCCCGCAGGGGCGUCCACCAUGAUCACCCGUGUCUUCAGCGUGCGCGUGUGGGCCCCGGUGGGCGUCUUGACUUCGCUGGCGUAUUGCGUCCACCAGCGGCGGGUGGCCCGGGCCGAGACCCCGGGGGCGCCUAGCCAGCGUCCUGUCGACCGGAGUCUGCUGGAGUUGAAAAUGGUGCAGGUCGUGUUCCGACACGGGGCGCGGAGUCCUCUCAAGCCGCUCCCGCGGGAGCAGGCAGAGUGGAAUCUCCAGCUAUUAGAGGUCCCACCCCAAACUCAGUUUGAUUACACUGUCACCAAUCUAGCUGGUGGCCUGAAACCACAUUCUCCUUUCGACUCUCAGUACCGUAAGACCGUACUCAAGGGAGGCAUGUUUGCUGGACAGCUGACUAAUGUGGGCAUGCAGCAGAUGUUUGCCCUAGGACAGAGGCUGAGGAAGAGCUAUGUGGAGGACAUCCCCUUUCUUUCACCAACCUUCAAUCCACUGGAGGUCUUUGUUCGUUCCACUAAUAUAUAUCGGAAUCUGGAGUCUACCCGAUGUUUGCUGGCUGGGCUUUUCCAAAGUCAGAAAGAAGGACCCAUCGUCAUCCACACUGAUGAAGCAAGCUCUGAAGUCUUGUACCCCAACUACCAGAACUGCUGGAGCCUGCAGGAGAGAACCAGAGGCCGGAGGCAGGCUGCCUGUUUGCAGCCAGGAAUCUCCGAGGAUUUGCAAAAGGUGAAGGAAGGGAUGGGCAUUGCCAGUAAUGACGGAGUAGACUUCCUCAGCCUCCUUGACAAUGUGGCUGCUGAGCAGGUGCACAGCCUCCCGAGCUGCCCCACACUGAGGAGAUUUGCACAGAUGAUUGAGCAGAGAGCUGUGGACACGGCCUUGUACGUUAUGCAGAGGGAAGACAGGGAGAGCCUUCAGAUGGCAGUUGGCCCAUUCCUCCACAUCCUGGAGAGCAACCUGCGGAAAGUCAUGGACCCUGCCACCGCACCAGGCAAGACCAGAAAGCUGUACCUCUAUGCGGCUCACGAUGUGACCCUCAUGCCUCUCUUAAUCAUCCUGGGGAUUUUUGACCACAAAUGGCCCCCGUUUGCUGUUGAUCUAACCAUGGAACUCUACCAGCACCAGGAAUCUAAGGAGUGGUUUGUGCAGCUCUAUUACCGUGGGGAGGCUUCCCUGAAGGGUGGAGUUGGGGUGAGGUGGCAUGACCCACAGUCUCCAUUUUGGAAGCAAAGAUCCAAACUGGUAUCAGAACUUGAGAGAGCACCGGUCCGGGAAUCACAGGCUGUGAGUUCAAGUCCUACCUCUGUAUGUACCAUCUGUGUGACUUUGGGUAAGUCUGUUAACUUCCCGUGAACAAGCUUGUAUAUCCUCAUUUGUGAAAUGAGGCCCUCAUAUAGUGUCUCCUUCACAGAAUUAUCCCCGGGCUCUUCUUGAUUAGCUAUGCCAUGCACUUAAUGAUGUGAGGAGGAAAGUGCCAUACAAAUGUAAGGCAUCACUCACAUCUUCUGAGCGUUCCUCUGAGGGUUCCCGAGGCAUGGGCACCCUGUGCUGGAUAGCGUACUGUUGGUGAGAAGAUCCUGGUGACUGUUUUGGGGGAGUUUAAGCUGCUUGUGGGACGGGGAAAGAAACGCCUACCUUGGAGUAAAGAUAAAGAGUCAGGGAUUUGGAUUCCAGCCUUAACACUCUCCCGGGCCCUAUGACCUUGGACAACCCACUUAACAUUGCAGAGCCUCUGUUCAUGAGAAUAUUGAUGGGGAGGCUGCUCUCUGUGAGUGGGAGGGAGCAAGUGGUAGAGGGUGAGAGCAAAAGAGCUCUGUGAAAGGUCUGGAACAUGUAGCUGCUCAAGAACAGCUUCUUGAAUGAAUCUACAUCUUCAUGUGUUUGGGCCUUAAACUAGACUUCAGUGGCUCACCAUAGGCCCAGAAGUGUGAGUCGCUCCUUGUGGUGUGGGGAUCCUUAGAGAAGGCAGGUGUGUGCUUUGGAAUCCAAGGCAUGGCCCAGGUAAACAAGUAAAGCAGGUGUGCCAUGAGGUUGGGGCCAGUGGUGAUAAGGCUGUUUAUACCGGUUGGGAAAGCAGGGCAUUUUUCUCUGAGGCAGGCUUUCUGCAGAGGAGAAUCUGGAUUCGAGAGAGAUUAAACGUCUCAAAGGUAAAGGAGAGAUGUAAGGAAAUGGCCUGCACUGAAUCACUGCAAAGGACAGUAUUCAUCAGAGAAUUAAUUUGGAAGGAAAUAGAGUGUGAAAUAGCAGCAGAGCUUUCAACUCUGGGCACUGUGGCCUUAGAAACGAGGCUUGCCAAGGCCCAGCCCGGGAGCUCCUUCCAGAAAAGCAGUCGGGGGAUGCCCAGAGACCACAAAUUGCUGAGCUCGGAAGGAACUGAUUGAGUGUGUAAUUAAGGGGAGGGUUGUAUAACACUUGGGUAAGUCGAAUUUCAUGGGGUCAAACCAGCGGGGCUUCUGGGAGAUGAGAGAGCGGUCCCUGGAGCUGUUAGUAAGGGAAGCCAGAUGCAUAAGUUUAGAUCCAGCUUACCUGGGCCUUGUGGAGACGAGGAUGGAAAAGAUCAGGAAGGGGAAAGGUUGAGUGAGUGUUCCCUAAAUCAGAGGGUCCCCAGAUGCUCAAUACCAUGGUGGUUCUGUUCUGGGAGUGAGGUAACAUUACGGAGCAAUGGGAAAAAUCCCCAGAAACUGAAAGAUCAGAGGGCCUGUGACUUGGCCAAGGACCCAUAGCGUGAAGGAGCUUUAAUGGACUCUGAGUCCUGAUUGUGGGUCCAGAGUGUGUCUUGCGGUGCCACGCGGAGGGUGACAGCUGGAAGGGAACUGGCCAGUGUGUGAAGGGGGCGUCCUGUAUCCGGGAUGAGGGUAAUCCCGGGAAAGGGUACCAUUCACAGUAUAUCCGUGGACAAGAUGGAUAUGUGUUGGCCAGAUACCGAAACAAUUAGGUCUGUUCAUAACUGGUUGAAUUCCUAUACCCCAAAUCCCUACCUAGUAUUCCCUAAUCUGCAAGGCCCCACCUGACAGGACCCCUGCCCACCCUUCCACCUCAUCCCCUACCCCUUGCUUUCCCCUCAGAUCUUGAGAUGUUGGCUCCUGUUUGUGAUUCAGACCUCAGCUUGAAUGUGAUUCUGUCUUGUGUGGGUUAUUUCCUUAUGUGCUUAUGUGUAUGGUUAAUUUAGCGUUUACUUUUAUAGAGAUACACUAGAAGCCCGGUGGCUAGAAGCUCAGGCCCUGCAGCUGGACUGCCGAGGUUGACGGUCCAUCAUUUAGAAUCUGUACGAUCUCGAGCAAGUAACUUCACUCCUCUGGGUCUCUGUACACUUAAUCUAGAAAAUGGAACAGUGAUAGUAUUUACCUCACAAGAUUUUGUGAAGAACAAACACGUGCAGUGUUUAGAACAAUGCCUGGCACAUAGGAAACACUCAAUAAAUGCCAGCUAUCAUUAUUA
Messenger RNA from Herpailurus yagouaroundi (jaguarundi), 3874 nucleotides. RefSeq names its product acid phosphatase 6, lysophosphatidic (gene ACP6). Gene Ontology annotation, cellular component: mitochondrion. Gene Ontology annotation, molecular function: lysophosphatidic acid phosphatase activity. Gene Ontology annotation, biological process: dephosphorylation; lysobisphosphatidic acid metabolic process. The transcript is spliced from 10 exons. The coding region runs from base 464 to 1789 and encodes 441 amino acids. The record is from RefSeq and is a predicted model, not a curated record. Lineage: Eukaryota; Metazoa; Chordata; Mammalia; Carnivora; Felidae.